Plectropomus leopardus (leopard coralgrouper) is the source of this 536-nucleotide messenger RNA. NCBI's taxonomy places the organism in Eukaryota, Metazoa, Chordata, Actinopteri, Perciformes, Serranidae. The record is from RefSeq and is a predicted model, not a curated record.
GACGAGUCUAACCGCAGUGGGGGGAAGUGGAUCAUCCGUCUUCGUAAAGGUUUGGCCAGUCGGUUCUGGGAGAACAUCAUACUGGCCAUGCUGGGAGAACAGUUCAUGGUGGGAGAGGAGAUCUGUGGAGCUGUCGUCUCCAUACGCUUUCAGGAGGACAUCUUGUCCAUCUGGAACAGAACGUCCAACGACCAAAUGACAACAUCCAGAAUCAGAGACACUUUGAGACGAGUCCUGAACCUUCCAGCCAACACGAUCAUGGAGUAUAAGACCCACAAUGACAGCCUCAGGGACAACUCGAGCUUCAGGAACACAAAGAUUUCUCUCUAAAGAUGUCAGCUGAUCAUCCGUCUGACCAAUCAGGAAGCAGAUCAUCAUCGUUACACCCUGCUGUGUCAUUGGCCAGAGGAGGGCCGUGUGUGUGUGUGUGUGUGUGUGUGUGUGUGGGGGUUGUGUGUGUGUUUGUGUUUGUGUGUGUGUGUGUGUGUGUGUGUGUGUGUGUUGUGACUGUGGACCAAUAAACUGACUGAACUGGU